Molecule: messenger RNA, 5637 nt
Organism: Brienomyrus brachyistius
Lineage: Eukaryota; Metazoa; Chordata; Actinopteri; Osteoglossiformes; Mormyridae
Product: mucin-2-like
Exons: 1
Coding region: 125-5305 (1726 amino acids)
Source: RefSeq, a predicted model, not a curated record
AUCAACAACCACUGAAAAACCAACAACCGCAACAGCCCUAUCGACAACAUCCACAACCACUGAAAAACCAACACCCACGUUGACAACCACAACAACCCAAACAUCGACAACCACAACAACCCAAAUGUCAAUGUCAACAUCCACAACCACUGAAAAACCAAGCACAACGACCACAACAUCCACAACCACUGAAAAACCAACAAGUGCAACAAUCCCAUCAACUUCCACAACCACUGAAAAACCAACACCCACAUCGACAACUUCAACCCCAACAACAUCGACAAUAUUCACAACUGAAAAAGCAACAUCCACAACCACUCCAACAACAUCAGUGACAUCAACAACCACUGAAAAGCCAACAACAACCACAACAACCCAAACAAUAUCAACAUCCACAACCACUGAAAAACCAACAACCACAUCGACAACAUCCACAACCACUGAAAAACCAACGACACCCACAACAACCCAAACAUCAAUGACAACAUCAACAACCACUGAAAAACCAACAACACCCACGUCGACAACCACAACAAUCCCAACAUCGACAACCACAACAACCCAAACGUCAAUGUCAACAUCCACAACCACUGAAAAACCAAGCACAACGACCACAACAUCCACAACCACUGAAAAACCAACAAGCGCAACAAUCCUAUCAACUUCCACAACCACUGAAAAACCAACACCCACAUCGACAACUUCAACCGCAACAUCGACAAUAUUCACAACUGAAAAACCAACAUCCACAACCACUCCAACAUCAGUGACAUCAACAACCACUGAAAAGCCAACAACACCCACAUCAACAACCACGACAACCCAAACAAUGUCAAUAACAACAUCCACAACCACUGAAAAACCAACAACCGCAACAUCGACAACAUCCACAACCACUGAAAAACCAACGACACCCACAAUAACCCAAACAUCAAUGACAACAUCAACAACCACUGAAAAACCAACAACACCCACAUCGACAACCACAACAACCCCAACAUCGACAACCACGACAACCCAAACAUCAAUGUCAACAUCCACAACAACUGAAAAACCAACAACCACAUCGGCAACAUCAACAACUACUGAAAAACCAACAACCGCAACAUCGACACCAUCCACAACCACUGAAAAACCAACGGCACCCACAACAACCCCAACAUCAAUGACAACAUCAACAACCACUGAAAAACCAACAACGGCAACAGCCCUAUCGACAACAUCCACAACCACUGAAAAACCAACAACACCCACGUCGACAACCACAACCCCAACAUUGACAACCACAACAACCCAAACGUCAAUGUCAACAUCCACAACCACUGAAAAACCAAGCACAACGACCACAACAUCCACAACCACUGAAAAACCAACAACUGCAACAGCCCUAUCGACAACAUCCACAACCAUUGAAAAAUCAACAACACCCACAUCGACAACCACAACAACCCCAACAUCGACAACCACAACAACCCAAACGUCAAUGUCAACAUUCACAACCACUGAAAAGCCAACAACACCCACAUCAACAACCACGACAACCCAAACAAUGUCAAUAUCAACAUCCACAACCACUGAAAAACCAACAACCACAUCGGCAACAUCGACAACCACUGAAAAACCAACAACCGCAACAUCGACAUCAACAACCACUGAAAAACCAACAACACCCACGUCGACAACCACAACAACCCCAACAUCGACAACCACAACAACCCAAACAUCAAUGUCAGCAUCCACAACCACUGAAAAACCAAGCACAACGACCACAACAUCCACAACCACUGAAAAACCAACAAGCGCAACAAUCCUAUCAACUUCCACAACCACUGAAAAACCAACACCCACAUCGACAACUUCAACCCCAACAACAUCAACAAUAUUCACAACUGAAAAACCAACAUCCACAACCACUCCAACAACAUCAGUGACAUCAACAACCACUGAAAAGCCAACAACACCCACAUCAACAACCACGACAACCCAAACAAUGUCAAUAACAACAUCCACAACCACUGAAAAACCAACAACCGCAACAUCGACAAAAUCCACAACCACUGAAAAACCAACGACACCCACAAUAACCCAAACAUCAAUGACAACAUCAACAACCACUGAAAAACCAACAACACCCACGUCGACAACCACAACAACCCCAACAUCGACAACCACGACAACCCAAACAUCAAUGUCAACAUCCACAACAACUGAAAAACCAACAACCACAUCGGCAACAUCAACAACUACUGAAAAACCAACAACCGCAACAUCGACACCAUCCACAACCACUGAAAAACCAACGGCACCCACAACAACCCCAACAUCAAUGACAACAUCAACAACCACUGAAAAACCAACAACACCCAUGUCGACAACCACAAUGACCCCAACAUCGACAACCACAACAACCCAAACAUCAAUGUCAACAUCCACAACCACUGAAAAACCAAGCACAACGACCACAACAUCCACAACCACUGAAAAACCAACAAUGGCAACAGCCCUAUCGACAACAUCCACAACCACUGAAAAACCAACAACACCCACGUCGACAACCACAACAACCCAAACGUCAAUGUCAAAAUCCACAACCACUGAAAAACCAAGCACAACGACCACAACAUCCACAACCACUGAAAAACCAACAACUGCAACAGCCCUAUCGACAACAUCCACAACCACUGAAAAACCAACAACACCCACAUCGACAACCACAACAACCCCAACAUCGACAACCACAACAACCCAAACGUCAAUGUCAACAUCCACAACCACUGAAAAGCCAACAACACCCACAUCAACAACCACGACAACCCAAACAAUGUCAAUAUCAACAUCCACAACCACUGAAAAACCAACAACCACAUCGGCAACAUCGACAACCACUGAAAAACCAACAACCGCAACAUCGACAUCAACAACCACUGAAAAACCAACAACACCCACGUCGACAACCACAACAACCCCAACAUCGACAACCACAACAACCCAAACGUCAAUGUCAGCAUCCACAACCACUGAAAAACCAACAACACCCACGUCGACAACCACAACAAUCCCAACAUCGACAACCACAACAACCCAAACGUCAAUGUCAACAUCCACAACCACUGAAAAGCCAACAACACCCACAUCAACAACCACGACAACCCAAACGUCAAUGUCAACAUCCACAACCACUGAAAAGCCAACAACACCCACAUCAACAACCACGACAACCCAAACAUCAAUGUCAACAUCCACAACCACUGAAAAACCAAGCACAACGACCACAACAUCCACAACCACUGAAAAACCAACAACUGCAACAGCCCUAUCGACAACAUCCACAACCACUGAAAAACCAACAACACCCAUGUCAACAACCACAACAACCCCAACAUCAACAACCACAACAACCCAAACGUCAAUGUCAACAUCCACAACCACUGAAAAGCCAACAACACCCACGUCGACAACCACAACAACCCCAACGUCAAUGUCAACAUCCACAACCACUGAAAAACCAAGCACAACGACCACAACAUCCACAACCACUGAAAAACCAACAACUGCAACAGCACUAUCGACAACAUCCACAACCACUGAAAAACCAACAACACCCACAUCAACAACCACAACAACCCCAACGUCAAUGUCAACAUCCACAACCACUGAAAAACCAAGCACAACGACCACAACAUCCACAACCACUGAAAAACCAACAACUGCAACAGCCCAUUCGACAACAUCCACAACCACUGAAAAACCAACAACACCCACGUCGACAUCCACAACAACCCCAACGUCAAUGUCAACAUCCACAACCACUGAAAAACCAAGCACAAUGACCACAACAUCCACAACCACUGAAAAACCAACUGCAACAGCCCUAUCGACAACAUCCACAACCACUGAAAAACCAACAACACCCACAUCAACAACCACAACAACCCCAACAUCGACAACCACAACCCAAACGUCAAUGUCAACAUCCACAACCACUGAAAAACCAACAACACCCACAUCGACAACCACAACAACCCCAACAUCGACAACCACAACCCAAACGUCAAUGUCAACAUCCACAACCACUGAAAAGCCAUCAACAACCACGACAACCCAAACAAUGUCAAUAUCAACAUCCACAACCACUGAAAAACCAACAACCACAUCGGCAACAUCGACAACCACUGAAAAACCAACAACCGCAACAUCGACAACAUCAACAACCACUGAAAAACCAACAACACCCACAUCGACCACCACAACAACCCCAACAUCAACAACAAUAAAACCAGCCCCAACAGCAAACAUAGCAACGACUACCACAACGACCCCAACAACGGCAACAUCAACAACCCCAACAACGACGUCAACAUCCACAAUGACCCCAACAACGACAUCAACAUCCACAGUGACCCCAACAUCAACAACCACCAUCAGACCUGCCCCAACAACACACACAGCGACAACCACAAUGACCCCAACACUAACAACAAUGACCACUAACAAGCCAGUCCCAAUAGCAAACAUAGCAACGACUACCACAACGACCCCAACAAUGUCAACAUCAAGAACCACUAUCAAACCAGCCCCAACCACACAGAAAGAGACUAAAAGCACAACGACAAUAACCGAAACAACGUCAACAUCCACAACGACCCCAACAUCAACAACCACCAUCAAACCUGCCCCGAAACACACAGCGAUAACCACAACGACCCCAACAUCAACGACGACCAUCAAACCUGCCCCAACAGCAAGCAAAGUCACAACUACCACAACGACCCCAACAAUGUCAACAUCAACAACUACCAUCAAACCAGCCCCAAGCACACACAAAGAGUCUACUAGCACAACAACCACAAUAACCCCAACAUCAACAACCACUAUCAAACCAGCCCCAACAGCAACCAAAGCGAUGACUUCCACAAGGACCCCAACAACAUCAACAACCACCAUCAACCCAACCGCAACACACAGAACAACAACCACAAUAACCCCAAAAACGUCAACAUCAACAACCACAACGACCCCAACAAUGACAUCAACAUCCACAAGGACCCCAACAUCAACAAUCACCAUCAAACCAGCCCUAGCAGCAAACAAAGUGACAACAACCAGAACGACUCCAACAAAAAGAUCAACAACCACCAUUACCCCAACAAAGACAACCAGAACGACUCCAACAACGAAGUCAACAAGACAAUCAACAACCUCCACUGUCAAACCAGCAAACACCUCUGCAGGACUACAAGUUCCCGCUCAGUCUGUCAUGCUGACUUUAGCUCUAUUUCUAUCUUUUCAUGGACUCAGUUUUUGAUAAAUCUUCCUUUGCAUGUGUCAAAGCUGAUAUAAUUAUGUGUUACAUGUAUGAAAUCACCUAAAUCUUUAUAUAUCACUUUUUUUAAUAAUGCGUGCAUCUGCUUAGUAUAAUAGGGUAGUAUUUUUUGUAGAAGUAUAGCAUAAUAGUAUCUUAUUGCUAAUGUUCUCCCCAUAGUGCCCUUUGAUGGACUGUCAUCCCAUUCUCUGUGUGUCUUGUGCUUCCUGGGAUAGUUUCCGGGCCCAGUUACAAUGUUUUAUUAUGUAGUUGCAAACAUGUAAAUUUGUACUGCUGUGUAAAUUCUUUAUUUUCAUUAAAGGCACAAUUGAAUC